This is a messenger RNA of Hyaloscypha bicolor E, 5187 nucleotides long. Its product is annotated as FH2-domain-containing protein. The transcript is spliced from 2 exons. Lineage: Eukaryota; Fungi; Ascomycota; Leotiomycetes; Helotiales; Hyaloscyphaceae. The record is from RefSeq and is a predicted model, not a curated record. Bases 1 to 5187 code for a protein of 1728 amino acids. Gene Ontology annotation, biological process: barbed-end actin filament capping; mitotic actomyosin contractile ring assembly; actin filament bundle assembly. Gene Ontology annotation, molecular function: actin binding; small GTPase binding. Gene Ontology annotation, cellular component: mating projection tip; cell division site.
AUGUCAGCAGCGGACGCCAAAGCCAGGCAGUCAUCGGGGGGCAAGUCGUCAUUCUUCUCGAGAAGCAGCAAGAAAGACAAGAGAAAUGUCAGUGACGAGGGGAGAUAUCUGGGGGGCGAUUUGGAUUCUGGCUCACGAUCAUCACGACAUACACGAGGCUCGUCAGUUGUGUCAAUAGAACGUCCGAAUUCGCCUGGUGCGGAUCAGUCUGGAUUGAACAUGAUGGCCGGGGUGAUUACGUCCAUUCCUUACGACAGCGUGACGGCAGACAGCAAGUCGCCUAUACCGGUGGACUAUCUGCCUCGAGGCGACCAGAUGCCAAUUCGAAGGGAACCUCUGCCACACCAUCUCAAUAAAUCGAACGGAGACUUCCAUCAAUAUCCAUCUUUUGACCCCUCCACAUUAUCCAAUGGCAGUUCGCAUCCAUCUGGGCCCAGACCUCCUCCAGGAGCUUCUAAUAUAACAAUGGCAUCCACAGGAAAUCGCACGACGCAAUUGCAACAAUGGGGGCCGGGAAGAGCAAGCGGGGCAAGCACAAUGAAUGGGCACAAUUCGAGAUAUGACUCCUACUCGACGAAUCAAUCUUACGGCAGAAGUUCCUUCGACCAAUCCAGCGUAGAUGGGAGCACCGAACGCUCAAGCGUUUUCUCUUCUGGAAGCUCUUCUAGGACAGCCAUGCCGACUUCACAUUCCAACAGUUCUUUCAGCAGCACUUUAUCACCCUCACAUCCACGAGAAUCGCACCGCCUCACGAAGCUGCCCCACCAUGGGCAGGGCUAUGGAUCAUCCGCAUCCCUCAGCGACAGCUUCAACCUCACCAAGCCGACCGACGAUAGGAUAAUCGAGGAGCAAUUCCUCGCUUUGAUGCAGAAGCGGGGAUGGCACAAUCUACCAGAGCAAGCGCGCCGGCAGAUGAUGGCAUACCCUGCGGCAAAGAAAUGGACGUUGGUACACCAAGAUCGAUUGACAGAAUGGCAGGGUGAUCAGAAGCGGCGGACUGUGAAUAGACAGACAGGAACAAUUGGUGGUCAAUAUGGCAGAGAAAUGGAAAUGCUCGCCAAUGCCGAGGAGGAGGGAACACCAGAAUGGUUCGUCAAGAAGGUCAUGGACAACAGCAUAUCCGCGAAGCAGCUACAAAGUUUGGCAGUCAGCUUGCGAACACAACCGAUAGGCUGGGUCAAGACUUUUGUAGAAUGUCAGGGUCAGGUAGCGCUCACGAAUGUGCUAGGGAAGAUCAACAGAAGGCAAGCCCAGGGACCGGCACCAGCUGAUGGCUCAACUAGUGACAAAGAUCUCGACCGAGAAUACGAUAUAGUCAAGUGCUUAAAGGCGCUCAUGAACAACAAAUUUGGAGCAGACGAUGCAUUGGCCCACCAGCCUGUCAUUGUUGCUUUAGCAACUUCUCUGAUAUCGCCGAGGUUAACGACAAGGAAGCUUGUCAGUGAAGUUUUGACAUUCUUAUGUCACUGGGCAGAUGGCCAGGGCCACCUCAAGGUUAUCCAGGCUAUGGACUAUGUCAAGGCCCAACAUGGAGAAAAUGGCCGCUUCGAUGCCUGGAUGCGAGUGGUGGAGGUCACAGUCGAUGGCCGAGGGAAGAUGGGAAGCCUUGUUGGAGCUAGUGAAGAAGUCCGAAGUGGUGGCAUUGGAAUGGAGAACCUCCUUAUGGAGUACGCCGUUGCUACGCUCUUCUUGAUCAACAUGAUUAUCGACGCCCCCGAGAGAGACCUUCAGCUCCGAGUUCAUAUCCGAGCUCAAUUUACAGCAUGUGGAAUCAAACGGAUCCUGACGAAGAUGGAAGGUUUCCAGUACGAUGUGAUAGAUAAGCAGAUUGAGCGAUUCCGGGCCAACGAAGCAAUCGACUACGAGGAUCUUCUGGAGCGCGAGAAUAGUAGUAUGAAAGAUAGCUUCGAGGGUGAAGUCAAGGAUCUCAAUGAUCCCGCUCAAAUAGUUGAUGCUAUCAUGCAGAAGGUCCAAGGCAGUAGGACUCAGGACUACUUUGUGUCUGCUAUGCAACAUCUUUUGCUGAUCCCAGACAAUGAUGGAGAAGAGAGACUACGAAUGUUUCAGCUAGUGGAUUCAAUGCUCAGCUAUGUUGCCAUGGACAGACGCCUCCCAGACAUGGAUCUCAAGCAAAGUCUCAACUUUACAGUUCAAAGUCUUCUUGACAAGCUCCACACGGAUUCAGAAGCACGCCAAGCUCUCGAUGAAGCUCUUGAGUCACGCCAGAUUGCCGAUUCGGCAAUGGCUGAGCGUGAUGAGAUGAAAGCUCAAAUCGAGCUUGGAGCCGAUGGUGUGGUUGCAAAACUACAAAGACAGCUAGAAGAGCAGGCCCAAGUCAUCGAAGUACAGAGACGGCAAGCAGAUGCUCUGAAGGCCGAACUUGAAAAUAUCCAAACUGUCAGAGCAAAGGAAGCUCAAAGGAAUGAGCUUGAAACGAGGGAACUCUACCUUAUGCUUCGUGAUGCUCAAGAUAUUGCUGCUUCGAAUGCUGCAAAGGGUGGCAGUGCUGCCUUGAGUGAGAGUGAUCCUUCACAGAUGAAGGGUAUCCUUGACCGAGAGAAACUUAUGGACAGACUUGAAAUGCAAAUUGAGCGUCAAAAGACGCAAUAUAAGCUGGAGGGCCGAGUGUGGGGUGAUGCAGCGGGUCCAUCUGACAGGUUGCGCGCUCUUCGUGAGGAGAUGGAUGGCGGCGAACGACCUCCAGGAGGAAGUACCCCACCAAGAGACUACACGAAUAGCAUGCUUGGCAGCGUUUCGCGACAAACCAGAAUCCCUCGAAAACCUGUCAACUCACAAGAAAUGCUCCUUGAAGAAGGCGAGGAUGAGGAUGAGGAUGAGGAUGGCGCAAUUUACGAGAAGCCUCGUCUUGUUGAGAUGAGACGACCAAAGCAGACUCCUGGAUAUCUGGAAGAGAUGGGUUCCAAAAUCAAACGAUACGAUGCAAGCGAUGACGAAGAUGGUGAUGGAGUUACCACUGGGCCUUCACAUCCAAGCAUUGAAUCAGAUUCGCCGAGGACGCCCAGUGACGAAGGUGCGCCUAAGACUGUUGGCUUCAAUGGAGCACCCCCGCCACCUCCCCCUCCCAUGCCAGGGCAGACGCCUGGAUUCAAUGGACCGCCUCCUCCGCCUCCUCCACCCCCACCUCCUCCCGGAUCUUUGGGAGGCCCGCCACCGCCUCCACCUCCCCCACCAAUGCCAGGCAGCGCUGGCAUGCCUCCUCCACCACCACCUCCUAUGCCGGGCAAGAUGGGUGGAAAUUUCUUGGCUGCUCAGCCAGCUUACAAUGCUGUACCUACCCUUGGAUUACCUGUCGCUAGACCCAAGAAGAAGCUCAAGGCUUUGCAUUGGGAGAAGGUUGAUACUCCUAUGACCACGCAUUGGGCUGCUCAUGCUCCAACACCUGCUGAGAAGGAAGAGAAAUAUGCUGAACUCUCUCGGAAGGGUGUACUCGACGAAGUGGAGAAACUCUUCAUGGCCAAGGAAAUCAAACAGAUUGGCAAAGGUGCAAGCAAGAAGUCGGAGAAGAAGCAGGUCAUCUCAAGCGAUCUCAUGAGAACCUUCCAAAUCUCGCUUGCCAAAUUCUCUACUUAUCCCGUUGAAAAGAUUGUUCAAAUGAUCAUCCACUGUGACAAGGAAGUGUUGGACAACAAUGUCGUUAUGGACUUCCUACAAAAGGAGGAUAUGUGUACAAUUCCUGAGAAUACCGCCAAGUUAAUGGCUCCAUACAGCAAAGAUUGGACUGGACCAGAUGCCAACAAGGAAAACCGCGAACAAGAUCCUUCAGAACUCACUCGAGAAGAUCAAAUAUACCUCCAAACAGCGUAUGAGCUACAUCAUUACUGGAAGUCGAGAAUGCGGGCGCUGGCAUUGACACGAACGUUCGAAGCUGAGUAUGACGAUGUUUCUGGCAAACUGAAGUCCGUUGUUGCCGUAUCAGAAUCCUUACGAGACUCGGUAUCAUUGAUGAAUGUCCUUGGUCUCAUUCUCGAUAUCGGUAACUACAUGAACGACUCGAACAAGCAAGCAAGUGGUUUCAAGCUGAGCUCGCUUGCUCGUCUUGGAAUGGUUAAAGAUGACAAGAACGAGUCAACGUUUGCGGAUCUCGUCGAACGUAUUGUCCGAACCCAGUAUCCAGAGUGGGAGGGUUUCACUGGUGAUAUCGCCGGAGUCAUCACAGCUCAGAAACUCAAUGUGGAGCAGUUACAACAAGAUGCGAAACGCUAUAUCGACAACAUCAAGAACGUCCAGAUGUCUCUUGAUUCUGGUAACCUCAGCGACCCCAAGAAGUUCCAUCCACAAGACCGCGUGAGCCAAGUCGUCCAAAGAUCGAUGAAGGAUGCAAGAAGAAAGGCAGAGCAGAUGCAGCUUUACCUCGACGACAUGGUCCGCACGUACGACGACAUCAUGGUAUUCUACGGCGAAGAUCCCACCGAUGAGAACGCCCGCCGUGACUUCUUCGCCAAACUCGCUAUCUUCGUCACGGAGUGGAAGAAGUCGCGCGAGAAGAAUAUCGAGUUAGAAAAGGUCCGCAAGCGCAAUGAGGCAUCUAUGAAGCGCAAACAUGCUCAGCUAAGAGUAACCGGGUCUUCGGAUGGCAGCGCACCACCCUCCCCUAUCUCCACUGGUGCCAUGGACUCCCUACUUGAGAAACUCAGAGCGGCCGCCCCGCAGACAAGAGACCAAAGAGAUCGCAGACGAAGAGCACGGCUGCAAAAUCGCCACCAAGUCCGUGUAGCCUCGGGCCAGAAGAUCCCUGACCCAGACGAGAUCCCCGAGAUCGAAGAGUCGCUGAAACACCCUGAGUCUAUCUCUUCGGACGGGCUGAUCAGCCCUGAGAUUCAGAUUGGUGACGGUGGUGAUGAUAUCGCAGAACGUGCGGCGUUGCUACUGCAAGGCAUGAGAGGUACGGAUGGCGCGGCGGAUGAUGGGGAGGCGAGCGAGAGGAGGGAUUCCAUGCGGAGGGCUAGGAGGAGGGAUAACGCUGAUGAGGAGCGCAAGACAAGAAGGAGAAGAAGGGAGAAGGCGAGCAGUACGGCAGGGAGUUUAGGUGAUGAAGGAGGCGAGGAGGAAGUCCCUGAUACGCCGAUUAUUGAGGAGCAGGGCGAACAUGAGGAGGAGGGAAAGGUGGUCGUUAGUCCGCCCAGUCCGGAGGGCAGCGAGAAGAGGCCCAUUGAGCUUGAUGAUUAG